AUGCGUGCAGCAGUUGUAAUCUUCCGGCAUACAAUUUAUACCGUGUUGGCCACCCCGCUAGAGGAAACAUCCGAGGAGGAACAGCGCGAAAAGAGCUCUCAAAAAUCAGGCUUUGAGUUCCGGGUUUCGGGCCAAAAUUCAAUC
Molecule: messenger RNA, 144 nt
Organism: Culex quinquefasciatus (southern house mosquito)
Lineage: Eukaryota; Metazoa; Arthropoda; Insecta; Diptera; Culicidae
Exons: 3
Source: RefSeq, a predicted model, not a curated record